Felis catus (domestic cat) is the source of this 1596-nucleotide messenger RNA. RefSeq lists its product as uncharacterized. The record is from RefSeq and is a predicted model, not a curated record. NCBI's taxonomy places the organism in Eukaryota, Metazoa, Chordata, Mammalia, Carnivora, Felidae. The transcript is spliced from 4 exons. The coding region runs from base 1 to 1056 and encodes 351 amino acids.
AUGGGUGAGGGGCACCUGAGUGCUGCCCUGCCUGGGACCGAGGAGGGAGUGACGAGUGGAUCCCAGCCACUGACAAGAGCCCCAAGUUGCAGCAGAGAUGGCGGGGCCUCAGCGGCCGGCCGUGCUGUGUGGGGCCAGAAACCCACCUCCGGCCCUGCCUUCGUUGCCGCCGGGCUCGAGGGUGUGUGGGCUUCUCUCGCUCCCCUCCAGACGGUGGGUCUGUGGCAGGCCGGCCUGGGUGUGGGUGUGUGGGACGCAGAUGCUUGGGCUGCUGGGGGUGGGCUGCCGGGCACCCCCAGCCUUCCUCCCCCUCUUUCUUCCAGGGCUGGCUCUUGCCGCUUUCCUGCCUUCCUGAUCUCCUUGGUCCCCCCCCCCCAACCCCACAAAAGACCAUGUCAUGGAAAAGCUUGCGGGGGCGUGGACAGGAAGUCACUGGGUGGGGGCCAGGCCAAGGGCAGGCAGAUAAAGGCAGGAGGCUGUCCGAGGGGUGGCCAGGCACCAGGGACAGAGCACGGACAUGGGGCCCAGAGGUCAGCAGGAGGGGCUUCUGCCCAAGCUGGUUCGUCAGCCCGUGAGGUGCCACCCCUUUGCCAGCAGCGGCUGCCACAAGGCGAGGAGCGAUGCCCCCGGGGCCUGGCCGGAAGGGAAGCUUGGGGAGCCCCAGACCGGCAUUGGGCACAUCUGGUGGUCACGCUCAGUCGGGCAAGUCAGCCAGGUUGUCAGCAGUGGAGUCUGGGGGCUGCUACGGGCCUGGGGCAAGACUCCACCCCUCACGGGGCCUCAGCUGCCCCCCCCCCGCCCCGCCCCCCACCGAACCGCAAGGUGCCCGGAUUCCUGGCCGGGCUCGCUCGGGCUCAGCAGCCUGGAGCUGUGGGUUUGCUCCGAGCAGGACGGGAGGGAGCGGCCGAUUCAGAGGCGCGAAGGGGCCCGGCGGGGGUUAGCGGGUGGGUUUUUAGCUGGCCUCGGGUAGAAGGGCAAGAAGGGAUAAUUCGCACAUGGGGUUCACGAGGACCCACCUCUUUGACCGCCACAGGACGGGGCCGGAGGAGGGGCUGAGCUGGGAGCGGUAUCGGCCUCAGCAGCGACACGUCCGGGGUCGGCGCGCCGGUGGGUGGGCCUGGCUCCCGGCGCGGGUCCUCAGGCUCGUCUCUCUGGUCACCGACCGGCCUCCAGGGGGCCGAGGAUUGGCCCGGCGUCACGUGGCGGGGGUGGGGCUAGCGCUGGCCCCGCCCCCUCCGAGCCUCCCGCGCCCCCCGCUGCGCCCCCGGGCCCCAGCGCCAGCGGAGCCGCCGAGCGAGCGUGGGGAGCCGGCCCGCGCGGCACCGCGCACCCGGACGGAGAAAGGGCUGAGGUGGGGGGCCGGUGAGCGGAGUCCGCGGAGAAACGGUCAACAUUCAGACAUACGAAAUGGAGAUCAUCACGGGACCCAUCCUAACCCUCCAGCCUGGCCCUCAAGGGUGCACGUGGGAGCCGGGGUCAGGGGCACCUGCCCACCUCUGUGGGUUCCAGCAACAGGACAAAACCGGCGCAUGGACGGCUGUUUCCAUGCAUUUGUAUUUAGUAUUUAAAAACAAUGUAUAUAUACACACGUGUCUA